Messenger RNA from Penicillium waksmanii, 1659 nucleotides. RefSeq lists its product as uncharacterized. Gene Ontology annotation, cellular component: membrane. The transcript has 7 exons. Gene Ontology annotation, biological process: transmembrane transport; amino acid transport. Gene Ontology annotation, molecular function: transmembrane transporter activity. Lineage: Eukaryota; Fungi; Ascomycota; Eurotiomycetes; Eurotiales; Aspergillaceae. Bases 1 to 1659 code for a protein of 552 amino acids. The record is from RefSeq and is a predicted model, not a curated record.
AUGGGCCUAACAACCAAACCUCCCGACCCAGAUCGCAAAUCACUAGGAGUUCGGAUUGAGCGGCCAACCCUUGAAUCUCAAUCUGCUCCUAAUAUGGCAACCAUCCAAGACGAUGAUGAACUUCUUCUAGCUCGUAUUGGCUAUAAGCAAGAACUACGACGAGAGUUUUCCAAAUGGUCCACGGUUUCCUAUGCCAUCUCUAUCCUCGGUGUUCUGGGCUCCGUACCAGCGACCUUCGGUUCUCCACUGGCAGCCGGCGGUCCUGCCACGGCUGUCUGGUGCUGGCUGAUCGGAUCUUGCAUGGCGAUGUGCAUCGGCAGCUCCGUUGCGGAAUUAGUUUCAGCCUACCCGACAGCUGGUGGAAUGUACUUUGUCACGAAGCAUGUCGUGCCCCCUGAUCAAGUCCCAAUUUUCGCGUGGAUCCAGGGUUGGUGCAACCUACUGGGCCAGACGGCUGGUGUGUCAAGUGUUGCAUAUACUGUCAGCCAGAUGCUGCUUGCCUGUGUUAGUAUGAAUUCGGAGCUCAUUGAUGGGAGUUAUUCAUAUUCGCCGUCCGCAGUGGAGACUGUAUUGUUGUCUAUCGGGAUCCUGUGUAUUCUUGGUAUCAUAUGCUCGUUGACGACGAGAACAUUGCAUCGCAUCAUCCUUUGGUUCGCGCCGAUAAAUAUCUGCGCGACUAUCGGAAUUUGUAUCGCUCUGAUAUAUUUGACCCCAGACAAGCAGCCCGCCUCGUGGGUUUUUACCCACUUCACUGAUGGGUCUGGGUGGAACUCGAAAGUCUUCUCCUUCUUUCUGGGUUUCCUUUCCGUCGCAUGGACUAUGACCGACUACGAUGGUACAACACACAUGUCAGAGGAAACACACGAUGCGGCUGUCCGAGGGCCAGUCGCCAUAAAGACAGCUGUUCUCGUUUCGGGGGCUUUCGGUUGGCUUUUGACUGUCUGCAUGUGCUUUUGCCUAUCUGACUUUGAUCAAAUUCUCAAUACCCCUACAGGUCUCCCAGCCGCACAGAUAUUCAUCAACGCUGGUGGUAAGCGAGGCGGCACAGUCAUGUGGUCUUUCGCCAUCCUUGUCCAAUUCUUCACGGGUUGUUCAGCCAUGCUGGCUGAUACUCGAAUGGCUUACGCAUUUGUCAGAGAUAACGCCCUCCCUUUCUCUGGCUUUUUAUCGAAAGUUAAUUCUCGUACCCAUACGCCCGUAAAUGCAGUCUGGUUUGUGGUCUUCUUCAGCGUUGCCCUGAACUGCAUUGCCAUUGGUUCAACAGAGACCGCCACGGCAAUCUUCAGCAUCACCGCCCCAGCAUUAGACCUGUCCUACAUCUCCGUCAUUCUUGCACAUCAGCUCUACAAAAACAAGGUCAAGUUCAUCGAAGGCCCCUUCACUCUGGGCAAAUGGGGUACUACGAUUAACUAUAUCGCCGUGAUAUGGGUUAUGUUCAUCAGUACCAUUCUUUUCUUCCCAUCACAGCUUCCUGUUACGGCAGCCAAUAUGAAUUAUGCGAUCUGUGUCGCUGCCUUCAUCGCCAUUUUCGCCCUGGUCUGGUGGUGGGUUGCAGCCCGAGGAAAAUACACGGGCCCUCAGACCAAUGAUAUUAUUCAAGAGAUUCCUAAUGAUGAAAACGAACAUGAUUAUGCACAGUCUGAUGAGGGGUCUGUUUGA